Molecule: messenger RNA, 1277 nt
Organism: Diceros bicornis minor
Lineage: Eukaryota; Metazoa; Chordata; Mammalia; Perissodactyla; Rhinocerotidae
Product: survival motor neuron protein-like
Biological process (GO): mRNA processing; regulation of alternative mRNA splicing, via spliceosome
Cellular component (GO): precatalytic spliceosome; nucleus; cytoplasm
Molecular function (GO): RNA binding
Source: RefSeq, a predicted model, not a curated record
GCCCGGCACCCCGGGGCAGGCUCGCCAUGGCGAUGGGCGGCGGCGGCGGCGGCGGACCGGAGCAGGAGGACUCGGUGCUGUUCCGGCGCGGCACGGGCCAGAGUGAUGAUUCUGACAUUUGGGAUGAUACAGCAUUGAUAAAAGCUUAUGAUAAAGCUGUGGCUUCAUUUAAGCAUGCUCUAAAGAAUGGUGACAUUUCCGAAGCUUCAAAUAAACAAAAAGGCACACCUAAAAGAAAACCUGUGAAGAAGAAUAAAAACCAAAAAAAGAAUCCUACGACUCCCCUGAAGCAGUGGAAAGUUGGUGACAAAUGUUCUGCCAUUUGGUCAGAAGACGGCUGCAUUUACCCAGCUACCAUUGCUUCAGUUGAUUUUAGGAGAGAAACCUGUGUUGUGGUUUACACUGGAUAUGGAAAUAGAGAGGAGCAAAAUCUGUCUGAUCUACUUUCCCCAACCUCUGAAGUAGCUAAUAAUAUAGAACAGAAUGCUCCAGAGAAUGAAAGUGAAAGUCAAAUUUCAACAGAUGAAAGUGAGAACAACUCCAGGUCUCCUGGAAAUAAACCAAAUAACAUCAAAUCAAAAGCUGCUCCAUGGAACUCUUUUCUCCCUCCACCACCGCCCAUGCCAGCAGGACUGGGACCAGGAAAGCCAGGUCUAAAAUUCAAUGGCCCACCGCCACCGCCACCGCCACCACCACCACCACCACACUUCCUAUCCUGCUGGCUGCCUCCCUUUCCUUCUGGACCACCAAUAAUUCCACCCCCACCUCCCAUAUGUCCAGAUUCUCUUGAUGAUGCUGAUGCUUUGGGAAGUAUGCUAAUCUCUUGGUACAUGAGUGGCUAUCAUACUGGUUACUAUAUGGGUUUCAAACAAAAUCAAAAAGAAGGAAGGUGCUCACACUUCAAUUAAGGAGUAAUUCAUGCAGUGUUCUUUAAUAGGUGCAGCUCUCUCCCAAGGAGAAUGGUAUUUUGAUGUGCCCUGGUUGGUGUGAACAAAGGUUUCAUCAUUUUCUUCAUGAACGCUUGGUUAGGUGGCACAAUCGUCUGCAUUUCCCCCUUGUUGCAUGUCCCUUGUGCCAGGUGUUUCAAGGGAGUGAUCAGUUGGAAUAACUGAACAACGUAAAUGUGAGUGAUUAAAGGAAACUCAAGGUCCCAUAUGGUGCAGAAAAAUGAAUCUCUCAAAAUCACGACUGAGCACAUUUGUAUACUGUAACUUUCUUAGUAUGUUAAGCUUUAUAUUAAUGCUUUUAAAAAUAAAUGAUAAUUGCUUUUUAACUUU